This is a messenger RNA of Photinus pyralis (common eastern firefly), 2240 nucleotides long. Its product is annotated as probable cytochrome P450 6a20. The record is from RefSeq and is a predicted model, not a curated record. The transcript is spliced from 3 exons. Gene Ontology annotation, molecular function: heme binding; oxidoreductase activity, acting on paired donors, with incorporation or reduction of molecular oxygen; iron ion binding. Bases 411 to 1952 code for a protein of 513 amino acids. Lineage: Eukaryota; Metazoa; Arthropoda; Insecta; Coleoptera; Lampyridae.
CAUCCCACUUAGAAUAGUACCUAUUAGGAUUUCUUGUUUAGACAACAGACACAUCUUAUUUUAAAUAUCACUUCAAACAUUCGGUCGAUUAGUGGACUAAUAUUAAACGGAUCUCUUAAAUUUUCUUCCCUUUUUGGAGCAUCACCAGGUCGGUCCUAGUUAUCCACCUCUCCCGUGUAGCACGCAGAUCUCGACGCAGAUACCUUUUCGUGUGAGUACCCAUUUUUUAGUACGUUAAAUGCUCACUAAUUAUUCUACAUUCCACGAUACUCUUAUCAUUUAUAAAAUAGUUUAUUUCAGUUUUCAAUCACUUUAGACUUUGCACAGAACCAAAUAGAUACGCAGUUGCGUACCUACAAUAAAUUAGUGCAGGCAGAAGGUGAUAUUCAGUGUAGAAACUUUACCAUUCAAUGGAUACCUUGUUAGGAAUUAUAUCUGUAGCUUUGGCUCUCAUUACGCUAAUUGUAUUUUGGAUCAAUUCCUACCAUACGUACUGGGCUAAACGGGGAGUCGAAACUCUGCAUACGACACCACUAAUAGGAAACACGCAAAACAUCUGGUUACUCAAGGAACCCAUGUUGCUCAAUUUAAAACGGACUUAUGACCAUUUUAAAGCCAAAGGUAAGAAAUACGCCGGAUACUACUUUCUUAUGAAACCAGUCUUUGUGCCAAUCGAUCUGGAUUUAAUAAAAGCGAUUGGUAUUCACGAUUUUAACCAUUUCACUGAUCACAUCGGACAUCUGGACGAAAAGGGUGACCCCCUGAGCACCCACCUAUUUAACCAAAAGGGAGAUCGAUGGAAAUUUUUAAGACCAAAGGUGUCAGCUACAUUUACGACAGGAAAAUUAAAGCGAAUGUUCGACGGUAUCCUAAGUUACAGUGAGCAAUUAGCUGAUUUAAUAUGCAAAAUGGCUGAUCGCAACAAAGCUAUUGAUAUCGCGCACAUAUCACUACGAUGCACUUCGGAUAUCAUCAUCUACAAUGUCUUCGGAGUUAAAAGCAGGAUGCUUAUGGGUGAAGAAUCUGAGUUCGAAAGGUGUCUCAAGAAAUUGCAUGGUACUGACUUCAAGAACGCAUUGCACAGGUUACUUCUUUUCACAUUUCCCGACUUGUAUGCCGCACUUAAAAUGAGAACUUUUGAUAAGAAAAUGACAAACUUCUUCAUGAACUUUGUUAAACAACGUUUAGAGCAACGUUCAAAAAGAAACCUUAAGCAGAAGGAUUUCGUUCAACUGUUGCUCGAGUGUGGAUCAACUUCAAACGGAGAAAGUAAACGUCCGUUGAGUUUGGAAGAAAUCUGCGGGCAAUACCUCGUUUACUUUUUCGCAGGUACUGAUACAGUUGCUAGAGCAUUAUCGCUCACGCUACUUGAGUUAUCGCUCAAUCAAAGCAUCCAAGAGAAAGCUAGGGAUGAAAUCAGAAGAGUUCGAAAAAAUUUCAACGGCGAACUUUGUUAUGAGGGAGUUCUUGAAAUGAAAUAUUUAGAAAACUGCAUCACAGAAUCACUUAGAAAACACCCGCCUAUAGCGUUAACUACGCGAGUCUGCACCGAAAAUUACAAAAUUCCAGAUACCGACGUCACUAUAGAGAAGGGAACGUAUGUGUUGAUACGAGUCUACGCUAUACAUAUGGAUCCCGAAUAUUUUCCAAACCCUGAAAUCUAUUAUCCCGAUAGAUUUUCGGACGGAAACAAUACAAAUCCCAACUCCUUUGCAUUUAUGGCCUUCGGUUUCGGUCCACGGAUGUGCAUUGCGUCCAAGUUUGCAAUGCUGGAAUUAGGUAUCAUAUUGUCGCUACUUCUUUCGCGAUUCAGGUUCUCUGUCCAUCCUGACACAAAAUUACCGCUGAAGUAUGAAGCUUGGACCCUUACCCCGCAUCCGUCACCCCCCAUAAAGCUUGUUGCUGAAAGAAUAGAUAAGUCACUCAUGAUCAACGUUAGUCUUAAGACGUAAAAUUACAAAAUAUUGUUAGUUAGUUAAUUAUAUUGUGAGAUAUAAUAACAUUAAUAAUGUUAAUAAUAAUAAUAACAUUCAACCCGUUUAGAUGCAGAACUGCUGCGUUACAGAGAUCACCAGUUCAUUUAGUGUGCUCACUAGUGAACGAAUUACCUUCCACCACGGAUAUAUUUAAUAUUACUUUAAACGAACUGUUAAAAUUCGUUGAAUGAGGUUAGUUGUAUCUGAGUUGAAUUUUUAGAUUUUUUUUGUUUAUUUUUUUCUUGAAUAGUUAGCGGCUCGCAA